AUGCCUGCCGAACGUAACACAGACGAGCGCAAACGGAAAGUCCGAACCGAGCAUGCCCCCUACAAACCGCGUAAGCCGCAGAAGGAAAAGGUCAAGAAUCAGCCGAAGUCCUCAGCGCAGCCUGUCCAAAAGAAGAAACGCGACCACCUCACACUUUACGACUGGCUCCAGGUGUUUGCUUGGAUUGAUGACCACCCCAAUGUCUCCCAGGACAAAGUCGUUGCCCAUUUCAAGAACUGUGCCACGGGAGCACUUGUUUUCGACCAGUCGACGCUCUCCCGACGGUUGAGGAACAGGGCAGAUAUCGAAGCCCGUUCUAAAUCGUUCGCGAACGCACUGUCGACAAAGCGCGUACGCGUCGUGACCCGUCCCGAUGUUGAGCGUGCCCUAUUUUUGUGGGUGAAGCAUAUGGAGGCUAAGCGCGAGACUGUCACAGGCGCCAUGCUUGUCGCAAAGCGCGGAAAAUACAAAAAGGAAUUCAAUGUCCCAGAGGAUGAGAGGCUGAGUGGUGAUGGAUGGGUCCCAGGUUUCAAGAAAGCUCACAACAUCAAGGAAUAUCGAAGGCAUGGAGAGGCUGGUUCCGUGGAUCUGGAGGCAGUUGCACGCGAGCGCGAGCGCAUGCAGGCCAUCUUAGGCAAGUUCGCUCCGAGGGACAGAUUUAAUUUUGACGAGACAAGCUUCUUUGCUUUCGCAUCACCUGAUCGCGGUCUCGCAACAGAAGCCAUGAGCGGAAAGAAGAAGGACAAGUUUCGAAUCACCAUAGGCGUCGCAUGCAACGCCGAUGGAAGCGAGAAACUUCCCCUCCUGUUCAUUGGGAGGUACGCAAAGCCUCGUUGCUUUGGAUCGCAUCCGCCUCGCGAACAUGGCUUUGACUAUCACCACAACCGAAAUGCCUGGAUGACCAUGGUCAUCUUCGACGAGUGGCUACGGAAACUUGACAUAAAGUUUGGGAAGGAGAAGCGUCGAAUCUGUCUUACAGUUGAUAAUUUCUCGGCUCAUUACAUUGACUACGAACCCCGUAACAUCCGUUUGGAGUUCUUUGAGCCAAACCUGACGUCGUAUGUCCAGCCAUGCGAUGCAGGAAUCAUCCGUACCAUCAAGGCUUUGUACCGAAAGGCAUUCUGCCUGAGAGCGGUGGAGCUGGAUGAAGCAGACGAGCCCGACAUCUACAAAAUCAACCUCCUCGAGGCCAUGUUGAUGGUCCAGCAGGCAUGGGAUGCUGUGGAUGCAAAGACGAUAAGCAACUGUUGGAGGCAUGCCAAAAUCCAGCCCACAGACGCACUGACAACUGCUGUCGUGCAAGCAAACCCAGCUGCUGUCACUGCCAGCAUUCCGGCGACGAAGGACAUGGCGGCGUGGGAUGUGGUGCUCCUCUUUGCAACAUCUGACGAAAUGAGGCUGCCGCAGGCGGAGGAGAAGCUUCGUGAUGUGCUGGGGGUUCGAUAUGUCGAAGAGGAGUGGCAGCCUGUCCUGAAGGUGGUCAUGGAUGCAGAGAACAAUCAACAGAAGGCCGUGAAGGGGAUUGAUCAGGUUUCGCAGACACACCUUGGCUUUGAAAUCUCGAAACACCGCCCUGACAACAUCGGUUCCAGCUCCACUCCCACUAAAGGUCGUCCACCUCUUCCCCAACUCCAAUCCGCAGAAGAAGACUUGAUGAAAGUCGUUCAAGAUUUGAAGGCACGAAGGAGGAUCAUUGGGGCUCCUCUCACGUUGGAGGAGAUGCUGAACCCGGUUGGCGGUGACGAGAUCGGAGAAAGGGAGUUUCAUUUUGAGGAUGAUGAUGAGAUCGUGGCCAGGGUUCGUCAUGAACAAGCUGUGGCUAGAGGAGAGGUCAUUGAGCUGGAUUCCGAAGAUGAAGAGGAUGACGAUCACCCUCGACUGUCAACCCGCGAGAUCAUGGACCUUUGCACCCAGCUUGAGCGCGCAUGCAUCAGUGAGAACGAUCCGGAGACCUCUCUUGACUUUCUCCAUGGGCUUAGACGCUUCAGAAUACAUCUUAGGAGGCGGGAGGCAAUGGGAGCGAAGCAGACAACACUGACCAACUGGUUCAAGCCGAACUGA
Molecule: messenger RNA, 2061 nt
Organism: Cyclocybe aegerita
Lineage: Eukaryota; Fungi; Basidiomycota; Agaricomycetes; Agaricales; Hemipholiotaceae
Source: the annotation of a GenBank genome assembly